This is a messenger RNA of Lynx canadensis (Canada lynx), 8398 nucleotides long. It is a transcript of the gene CEP170B, whose product is annotated as centrosomal protein 170B. Gene Ontology annotation, molecular function: protein binding. The record is from RefSeq and is a predicted model, not a curated record. Lineage: Eukaryota; Metazoa; Chordata; Mammalia; Carnivora; Felidae.
CGCUCCCAGCCCCUGCCCCCGGGCGGCUCCACCUUCCUCCUCACCUCCUGGCGGGUGGCUUUUCUGGCUGGGGCGGCCGGGGGGACAAGUUUGGGGUGUUUAUUAUUCUCCGUCCUAGCAACGGUGGCCAGCCCAGCCCCGAACCAGCCGCAGGCUGUUUGGGAACGUCCACGGCUCCCCUGGCCUGAGCCCUUUCUGGAUGGGCUGGUGGUGGCAGGGUUGGGUGGGCUCUGGAACAGCCGCAAAACCAGGCUCUGGGGGCCUGGCCUCCCUUUGCUGUUAAGUCGAGGCUGUGGCCUCCUCUGGGUGGGGUCGCUGCCUUUUGGAGACCUUAGCAGGUGAUGCAAGAGUGUGGGAUGUGGGGGCUGGGAAGGGCAAUGAUGGGGCGGGGGCUUUCCCAGAGAAAGCCUUGUCCCCUCCCCCAGCUGCCCUAAUGAGGGAGGCCUCCACAGGUCCCCACCCCCUUGGCCUCGGUCUCCUGCCCCUCUGGCUGGACUCUCAGGGAGCGCCCGAGGCCCCGGGGAGGGGGUUCUGGCGGACUGGAGCUGCCUUCUGGGCUGGAUUUUCCCACGGCUUCCCACCUGCUUGCCUCAGGUGUCAUGAGGGUAUGCGUCGGGACACAUGGCCACUCGGGCCUUCCCGGACUGGCAUGUGCUGGUACUGGCCUUGCUCACUGUCUGCCCAGAAGGGAGCUGAGACCUGGGCCUCUGGGUGCGGGUAGCAAAGGGACAGGGCCUGGGGACCCCCUCUGCUUCCACCAGGGUGGCGGCACCUUCCUCUCUCUUCCCGGUCGCCUCAUCCUGGUCUGCCUAACCUCUCGUCCGUGCUGUGUCCUGUGAGUCACCUCGCGGCCUUGGGACCUCCAGGGCUGGCCACACAGGCGCCAACCGGGCCCGUGCUCUGCUCUCACUGACUGGAAAUCCUUCAUGACUUCUACACAAGACUACAACACUUGGGUUUUGCGCUGAGCCCCCCAGAGGUGAAGCGUGUCCUGGAACCAGCUUUUGGCUCCAGCCGCAGGCCUUACGACCCCACGUCUCUGCACUGGUUGUCCCUCUGCCUGGGACGUGCACAUCCACCUCCUGGUGUUACAUGUCAGCUUUCCAGGGCGCCUUCCCAGACACCCUCACCCCCCCUCCCCCUGCCUGUUCCUCCUCUGGGACACUCACACUUCCUCAGAGCCUUGCAGCCUUGCUGCGGCCUGCCCAGCUGGAGAGAGCCCCCGAUGCAGGGCACAGCUGCUCACAGUCCAGGACAGCGCUCGGCACGCGGUGGCCCUCAUGAUGCGACUUGCCCCAGUGUGUGUGUGUGUGUGUGCGUGUGUGCGCGCGCUUCAGCAGUGUCUGUGCAGAUAAGAGGGGCUAGCGCGCUCGUAGGCAGUGCUCCAGGUGUGGUGUGGCCCAUGUGCACACGUGUGCCCCAUGAGCGUGUGUGUGUUUGGGGCCCAAGUGCCUGUGCUGCCGUGAUGGCGCAGCUCGGCUCUGGGGCCCUGCGCGAGCGGGCUCCGUGUGACAGCGUGUGCAUGCUGGCUGCAUGGGGGCCUCCGGCUGCCCCAGGGCCUGGUCUCCGGUGACACUGGCCCUUGUUGCCACUCAGGUUGUCCCCACUGUGCCCGUCCACCUGCCUUCGCUUCCCUGCUCAUCUUGACCAUACCAGCCCCUCACACCCGUCCUCCACCGAUGCCUCCAGGACCUUGGGCACCAAAGCACCCCCCUCCUGGGCACUGGAGGGGUCACCUGAUUCCUUGGCCACCUGGCGCUGGCCUGCGUGGAGGCCUCUGCCCCCAAAGUGUUCGGUCUCCUCGAGGUGAUAGGUGUACUGACGGCUCAGGACUCCUGUCUUCAGCUGUCUCCCCCCGGGCCCUCCUGCCCUCAGCCGGGGAAGCAGAUCCCCUGGUUCAGUGCGCGUGCCCUGGAGCGGGGGUGCAGGGAGGGACGCCUGCCCUAAUGACUCCUUCCCCUCAGGGCCAGACGGGCCUUGCCUGCGCCAAGAUGAGCGUCACCUCCUGGUUCCUGGUGAGCAGCGGCGGCACCCGCCACCGGCUCCCGCGAGAGCUCAUCUUCGUGGGGCGUGAUGAGUGUGAGCUUAUGCUGCAGUCCCGCAGCGUGGACAAACAGCAUGCCGUCAUCAACUACGACCAGGACAGGGACGAACACUGGGUGAAGGACUUGGGCAGCCUGAACGGGACGUUCGUGAAUGAUGUGCGCAUCCCGGACCAGAAGUACGUCACGCUGAAGCUCCAUGACGUCAUCCGGUUCGGCUAUGAUUCCAACAUGUACGUGCUGGAGCGUGUGCAGCACCGGGUCCCCGAGGAGGCGCUCAGGCACGAGAAGUACACUAGUCAGCUGCAGGUGAGCGUCAAGAGCCCGGCACCCAGGAAGGGCGAGGCACUGCCCCAGCACACCCCCUACUGCGAGUCCUCGAGCCCCAGGCCGGAGAGGGCGGACCGGAGGCCGGGAGCAGAGGCAGCGGCCUACCGGACCCCUCUGUACGGACAGCCCUCCUGGUGGGGCGAGGAUGAGGGCGACAGUCCGUGUGAGGACCGGCGCCCGGAGGAGCCCGACCCAGAGCGGCCCAAGGAGCCGUCGCAGCAGGACAGGGAGCUGGCCGGGACAAUGGCCGGCUUCCGGGCUGCAGCGGAGCCUCCCAGCUACGCGUUCAGGCGGGAGCCCAGUUACUUCGAGAUCCCCACGAAGGAGGCCCCGCCGCCACGGCCCCCCGAGGCGCCGGUGCAGGAGGCCCCCACCAAGGACGUGGAGCCCGGCCUGGCCGGUGCAGCCCCCGUGGUACAGAGCCACGCCUCCUUCACCAUCGAGUUUGACGACGGCAGCCCCGGCAAGGUUAAGAUCAAGGACCACGUCACCAAGUUCUCCCUGCGCCAGAGGAGGCCGCCCGGCAGGGAGGCCACGCCUGCGGAGGCCGUCUCCGCGGAGACCAAGGUGGCCGACUGGCUGGUGCACAAUGACCCCAGCCUGCUGUGCCGGGCCGGCCCCGGUGACGACCGCCACAGCACCAAGAGUGACCUGCCCGUGCACACCCGCACCCUCAAGGGCCACAAGCACGAGGACGGCACACAGAGCGACUCGGAGGACCCCACGGCCAAGGCGGCGGCGGCCGGGGUCCCCGCGGAGGGCGGCGGGGCGCAGGUGCGGCUGCAGAGGCAGCUGAAGCGGGACCCCCAGGAGCUGCUGCACAACCAGCAGGCCUUCGUCAUCGAGUUCUUCGACCAGGACGCGCCCCGCAAGAAGCGCUCCCAGUCUUUCACGCACACCCCUGCCGGGGACCCCAAGGCCGACAAGCGCCGAGGCCCCGGGCCGGCCGACAGGGACCGCCCCGGCGCCCUGGCCCCGGCCCCGGCGCGGGGGACGGGCGGCAGCGCGGGGCCACAGCGGGCCAGCUCGCUCAAGCGGGAGAGGACAGAGGAGCGGCUGGGGGGGUCCUCGCCCGCCCCCCGGGCCUCCCCGCGGCCCUUCGGCAGUGUGGGGCGCCGUUCCCGUCUGGCCCAGGACUUCAUGGCUCAGUGCCCGUGGGACGGCCCCCCUGCCGCCCGGCCGGCCCCUGACAAGGCAUCCCCGGAGUCGCCUGCCCCUGAGACCCCCCGUGGGGCCAGCCCCGUGGCCCCUGCGACCCCACCGCCGCCCCCCGCCGACCCCCAGCUGACCAAGGCUCGGAAGCAGGACGAGGACGACAGCCUGAGCGACGCGGGGACUUACACCAUCGAGACGGACGUGCAGGAUCCGGAGGUGGAGGAGGCCCGCCAGAUGAUCGACCAGGUCUUUGGGGUACUUGAGUCUCCCGAGCUCUCCAGGGUGUCCUCGGCCACCUUUCGUCCGGUCAUCCGAGGGGACAGAGACGCGGCCGGUGACGGGGUGGCCCAGCGCAUGGCCCUCCUGCAGGAGUUUGCCUCCCGGCCAGUGGGCAUAGACCCCCAAGGGGGGCUCCAGGGCCUCACGGUCCCGGGCUCCCCCGGGGGUCAGAAGUGGGUGUCCCGCUGGGCCAGCCUGGCUGAUAGCUACUCAGACCCAGGCCUGGCAGGUAAAGGAGGGCCCUGGCGCAGAGCCGGGGAGCUCGAGGGGGCUCUGCCCGUGCGCCAGCGACGGCUACUCCCACAGCUGCCGGCGGACAGGGCAGACAGCCCUGGGGCCUUGAGGCCACCAGGAGGAGCGGGCCCCGGGCCUCCGGAGCCGGGCAGUGAGCAGGCCAGCUGCCUCUUGGGCCAGGAGGACUUGGAGCCCGACAGCCUCAGCGAUGCCAGUGGGUCGGAUGGUGGGCGGGGCUCCGAGCUGGGCGGGGCCCCGCGUGAGGAGAGACGCAGGAGCCCCCAGGAGGGUACCGCGUGGACGAAGGGCCGGCGCUCGCCAAGGGCCCCCGGGGAGCCAGCCCCCACCUCUUUCUUCAUUGGGGACCAGAACGGGGAGGCGGCCUUCCCCAGGAAACCGUCUGUGGCUCCGGGGGAGGCGGAGGGCCCAGGACGGGUGGCCCAGGCCGACCCCCCGGUGAGGGACGGCGUCUACGUGAGCACCAGCGGGAGGAUGGUCAUCCAGCUGCGGACAGGGCGGUCCCGGAGCCCGAGGGCUCUGCCGGCCUUGGUGCGGCAGGAGAGCUUCAGCAAGGAGCCGGCCGCUGGCCCCCCGGCGCCUGGCCAGCUUCCACACAUCUCCAGCCACCCCCUCCUGCAGGACCUGGCCGCGGCCCGGGCCUCACGCACAGACCUCCACCCUCAGGACACCCACCUGAUUCUGAAGGAGACGGAGACGGCCCUGGCAGCCCUGGAGGCCCGACUGCUUUCCAAGCCCACGGACGAGGCCGAGGGCCAGAUGGGCAGUGCCCCCGGGCCGCCGGACGACUCCCUGUCCGGGGACUCUGACGUGGACACGGCUAGCACUGUGAGCUUGCUCAGCGGUAAGAACGGGCCCAGCCCGACCGGCGCCCAGCCCACGGGGCUGCAGAAGGACAAGCCGCCGUCCCCGCCGGCAACACAGGACCCGGGGACCGUCUCCUUGAACAGCGCCCGGGACCGGCUGUCAGAGAAGCGUCGCCCGCCGGGCCCUACCGACGCGAGGCGCGUGGCUGCGCGGCGUGGCCCUGGGCCCCGGGUGCCCUCGGACUGGCCUGAUGAAGAACGAGGCUCGGGCCCGGCCCACCCGCCUGGCACGGACACGGUCACCUGUGACCACGAGCCCCCCGCGGCCAGCGGGGCAGGGCGGCCAGGGCCUCGCCGGAAGCCUGCGGCCCCACCGCCGUCUCCAGCCACCCGGGAGGAGCCGGGCCGAGGCCCCACGGGCUCCCAGAAGGCACAGCAGGUGCUGACCCGCUCCAACAGCCUGUCCACCCCCCGGCCCACGCGGGCCUCCCGGCUGAGGCGGGCCCGGCUGGGGGAUGCCUCGGACACGGAGGCUGCAGACGGGGAACGGGGACCCCCCGCCAACCUGGAGCCGGUGGGCCGGCCGGCUGCCGAGCAGGCCAAGAAGUUGUCACGCCUGGACAUCCUGGCCAUGCCGCGGAAGCGGGCCGGGUCCUUCACGGGGCCCGGCGACUCGGAGGCGGCCCCCGCCCGGGCCGGCUUCUCCGGCCGCAGCGUCGAGCUGUACUGCGCCGGCCGCAAGCCCGUCAUGGCCGAGGCGCGGGCCGCUGCCAGGAAGGCCGCCAGUUCCACCACGGUGCCCCGCCAGCCCUUCAGCAGGGCCCGCCCGGGCAGCGCCCGAUACUCCUCGCCCAGCACACGCCGGCGGCAGCAGGGCUCGGACUGCACGUCCACGUCCGAGGAGGAGUACGGCUCCCCCAAACACGCACGCGCCCGCACCUCGGCAGCCACGCAGACCCCACGGGCCGGCAGCUCCGGCCGGACCCGACCCCGGGCCCCCGGCCUCCGGGACACGGACGACGAGGAGGAGGAUCCCGACCCCUACGGUUUAUCGUGCAGACGGCCAGAGAUCGCGGAGAUUGCCAGGCUGAGCCAGACGCUAGUGAAGGACGUGGCCAUCCUGGCGGAGAUCCAUGACGUGGGAGACGGCGACUCGUUGGGCUCACCGGGGCCCGCCCGUAGCCCCUCCCUCAGCAACGUGCCCAGCACCCGCUCAACCAUCUCCGCCCGUGAGGAGCUGGUGCAACGAAUCCCUGAGGCCAGCCUCAACUUCCAGAAGGUGCCACCUGGCCCCCUGAGCUCUCGGGACUUGGACCAGAACAUGAACGACCGCUGUGAGGACCCCCUCGCCAACAAGAUGCGGCCUUGGAACCGUGAGGAGGUGAUCUUUGACAACCUGAUGCUCAACCCCGUGUCCCAGCUGUCCCACGCCAUCCGAGAGAACACGGAGCACCUGGCCGAGAAGAUGAAGUGAGAUCCUCUUCAGAACACAGGGCGUGCCUGGGAGGAGCUGGCCAGGAUCAACUCGGAGAACGAGGUGCCCAUCCUGAAGACGUCCAACAAGGAAAUCAGCUCCAUCCUGAAAGAACUGAGGCGUGUACAGAAGCAGCUGGAAGUCAUCAACGCCAUCGUGGACCCCAGCGGGAAUCUGGACCUGCUGACCGGAAACCGUGGCGCCGCGGGCUCGGCCCAGCUUGGGAAAGGCCGGCCGGCCGCCCAGAGCCCAGCGUCGCCCCUGGCCCUGCCUCUGAGGAGCUGCCCGCCGCGGGCGAACUGCGGGUCCCCCGCCCCGGACCCCGCCUUCCUCCCCGACUUCCUCCCUGACGCGGAGAGGUUCCUGAUCUAGGCGGUGGGGGCCGCGGCGGUCCCCUGUGCCCCGGGGCCGGCGCCGCCAGCCCCCUUUAACCCCGCCACUGCGGCCCUUCCCGGCUGCGGACGGUUCACGCGGAGCCCCCCGCACGUGCCAUACCCCUGGGCAGGGGCCUCCGGUUCCCCGGGCCCCUCCCUAGCUCCCAGCAGCACCCCAGCUGGACGGGCCGGCCUGGCCCGGCUCCCGUUGCGGCCCACCGCCGAGGCCCGCGUCACAGGUGUGUCCCCUGCCUCCUCUCCACGCUGUCCUUUUGUCUUUCAGCUUUUGAGGAAGAGUCGUCUGUGCCAUCGCAGCGGCUCCCUGGGCCCCGAGGCCCCUCCCCCGCCUCUGGCCGCCGGGGGCCGCUGUUCUGUCGGAGGCCCCGGGCGCCGGCCGCGGCUGGGCCGGGGGGUGCCAUUCAGUGCCAAACACAGAGCCGGGAGGGGCUGGCGGCGCCCCGGACCGAGGCCGGGGCGCACCCGCCGGGGCCCUCACGGGCAGCUCUGCGGCCCAGUGGCCUGGGGCGGGGACCGUGGCCCGCGGAGACGUUCGGGGCGGGGACCCCCACUUCUUUGGUGCCAACGCAACUGCCAAGCCCACCGAGUGUGUGGCUGCUGCCACGCCGGCCGUGCACACGGCACACACGCAUGCCAGACACGCGCCCGCGCUCCCGGCCAGCCCAGCACGUGUCCACACUGCAGGGCGGUAGGUCCCAGCUCGGGACGCUGGCCGCACUCGGCUUCCUGCGUUCUAGGCCGGGUGGGGGCGGGGGGGGGGGGCGUGUGAGCACUAGACCCAAGUGGCUGGAAAACCGGAGCCUCCCGGGGCCGCCCGCCCUCCCCCACCCUCACCCCCGUCCUCCCUGAUGCUGUGGGCAUUACCUGGGUGUCUGGCUCGGGGCCCCGCAGGCUGUUUGUGCUCCGGUCCCGGUGCAGGGGCGGGGCGGGGAGAGCAGGGAGAGACUCCCCCCCCCCCCCCCCCAGGGACAGUUUGCCUUCUCAGGGUUCUUUCAGCUGGGAACACGCCGGGGGAGGGGGGCAGAGCACGCCCCCCAGGGGGGCCCGUUUCUGGAGCCUCUAAGCCAAAGAGCCCGCGGGCUGUGGCAGGUGGGGGCGGGGCUGGCCCACCCUGGCCGCCGUGGCGCUGGGGUCGCCGUGCACCCUGCCUGGCGCCUGUGUGAGUGGCGGUUGCGGGACGGGGCCCGGAGGCCAGUGGGUGUGAGUCCGGGCCCACGGGUGACGUGUGUGUCCGUGUUUACAUUUAGCUGAUGUGGACUCGUGUGCAUGGGUCCUGUUACGCCCCCCCCCCCCCGUUUCUGUGUGCGAGUGGUGGCGGGGUCCCUGCCAGGACCCUGCCCCUUGAGCCUACUGGUCCACACGGAGGAGGUGCCGGCCCGCUGUCUCCUGCAUGCCCCACACAGUCGCCCGCAGCCCGUCCCCUGGAAGCAAACAGUGGCCGUUCUCCAUCCACACCCACCCUCAGUGAUCGUUGUACGCUUUUUUUAUUCACAAAUUCCUGUUCCUCCCCCUUCCAGCCUUCGACUCGGGAUCGGUAACUUAUUUGCUGGCUUCUUGGAGGUACUUCUGUCUGUCUGUCCUCAGGUGGUCUUACGGCUGUCUUUCGGAAAACGAUUAUUUUAUAUGAGUUGUCAUGGAAUUUGUUCUAAUAAAUCAUUCUAUCACAUG